Diuraphis noxia (Russian wheat aphid) is the source of this 995-nucleotide messenger RNA. RefSeq lists its product as uncharacterized. NCBI's taxonomy places the organism in Eukaryota, Metazoa, Arthropoda, Insecta, Hemiptera, Aphididae. The record is from RefSeq and is a predicted model, not a curated record.
AUGUAUGUAGUUGAGUUACCUACUGGUAUAUUCUGUAAUAAUAUCAUUGAUCCUCAUGGAACCAGUAAACGAAGUCGUGGAAAGAAAAUCAAACCGGCGAAGAUGGCCAUGAUGAUGGCCGGUACAGCGGCCGCCAGCAUGCUGAUGAUGAAGGCCAUAGCCGCGAUCAAGCUGUUCAUCAUACACUCGUUUUUCGCCACCAAGCUGGGUCUAGUGGUGGGUGCCUACCUGUUGGUGUGCAAGCUGAUGGAGAUGAAACAGACGUCGGCCAAGAAGUCGGUGCAGGUCAAGUGGGUGUCGGCGCCCCCGAACUUUGAUGAACAUCUCCCGCAGAUGCCACCCAUGAUGUCCCACUACCCAGACGCCGGUCAGUCGACUUACGAACCGCAACAGGAGCAGCAGCAACAGCAUCAGCAACCGUAUCAGCAACCCUCCGACCARUACGGACCGCCCCCGCAACAGCAACAGUACAUGUCRUCCGGAGACUUCAACGGUGGUAGCGACUUGCAGGCGCACUAUUCGCACGUAAGUCCGGUCACGUACAGGCCGGUGAUGGUCACCCGCAAUCAGUCGGACAACAAUGCCAAGUCAGCUGCAGCCAGGGUCAAAUCUUAAGACGAAACCGAUGCCAGCGACGAUCGAAUAUAAUAUAAUUAUUUCGGUACAUAACGGGAUCGGACAUGUUUUUUUWWAUUUAUUUCGCCACCUACUCGUCAGCUGUAUACAACGCGUGAUGUGUUCCAUUACAUUCAAGUACCUCAAAUCUGAUUAAUUGGCUAACUCGAAUCUACGGAAAUCCUCAGAAAAUCUCAUUUCAACACGUACACGUUUCUGUUUAUCGUUCCAACUCGGAGGUGUACAACAUAGCCAACUUCUCAACAAUUUAUUAUAAUGUAGGUACCUACUACCUAGUAGACCGUCCACGGUGAUCUAGAACGUGAUGUACCUACAUACAAUUUUAUGAUUUAUUCGCCGAGUGCAAAAUUWAUUUUCAA